AUGUCAAUCGAAGUUGACUGGGCAGCCGCAACCUCGGGCCCGGAUGGGGAGGCCCUGGCAGAGCGGAUCCGAUCAUUUGUACAUGACAAGUUCCAAGAAAUAACUCUACCACGAUUCAUCCGCUCAGUGCAGGUCCACUCCUUCGAUUUCGGAACCAUAGCCCCAGAUCUCGAAAUCAAGGAUUUCUGUGAACCCUUUGCAGAUUUCUACGAAGAGGAUGACGACGAUGCCGAUACCUCAGUCACCUCGUCCGAGCUUAUGUCCGAGCUCCAUGAAUCACCAUACGAAGAUGACAUGGCCUUCAACCCAAACGCCCAUAGCCCUCACAAUUUCAGCCACCACCCAUACCCCGGUGAAGGCUUCCAGCCAUCUGCCCUUCGAUCUCCGUUAGGCGACCACCUUAACCCGCAUUUCCUGCCCCGCGCCGGUACACCCGGGAUUCCAGGCGGGACAUCAACACUCGGAUACCAUAUGAGGUCAUUAGGCGGUCUAUCAGGCGCGCAGACACCCCUUGCUGCCGUCGCAGGCGGGACGCCGUUCGCGAGUGGGUGGUCAGAUUCUGGCAUGGGCGCAGGGCCAAGACCACGGGUCGCACACUCCGCCGCGCACCAUCUCGCAGAACCAGAUCUGGACACCGGUUCCGCAUCAAGGCCCUCAACCGCCAACACCCUUCCAUCCCAUCCGUCAGUAGGCCAUGCGGGCAGUGGCGGUUCCAAUCACAAUAGCAGUGACCCCGUCGAUGCCGUGCAGCCCUCGAUUGAGUCCCCUGGCCCCGAUGCCGACGAGCGGUCAUUUCCUAUGCCGCCGCGGAUGCGCGAGCGCCGGCCAGAGGAUUUUCAGAUCCUUUGCCAUGCCAAGUACGCCGGCGACGUGCGAAUGUCUCUCACGGCGGAGAUUUUGCUGGAUUACCCCAUGCCCAGCUUUGUGGGCUUGCCAUUGAAGCUGAAUGUCACGGGUAUUACAUUUGAUGGAGUUGCGGUUGUGGCGUAUAUUCGGAAGCGAGUACAUUUUUGCUUUUUGUCUGCUGAGGACGCGGAUGCAUUACUUGGAUCGGAGCAGUCGCACGGUAGUCAGAAUCCUAGCGAGGAUGGAAGACCGAGGUCUGGGGUGGACCAGAAAGAGAAGGAUCAGAAGAGGCAGGGUGGGCUGUUGCAGGAGAUUCGGGUUGAUAGUGAGAUCGGUCGCAAGGAGGAUGGAAAGCAGGUGUUGAAGAACGUUGGGAAGGUGGAGCGUUUUGUGCUCGCGCAAGUUCGCCGCAUCUUUGAGGAGGAGCUGGUUUAUCCUAGCUUCUGGACAUUCCUUGUUUGA
Penicillium soppii is the source of this 1308-nucleotide messenger RNA. It is a transcript of the gene mdm12, whose product is annotated as ERMES complex subunit MDM12. The transcript has a single exon. NCBI's taxonomy places the organism in Eukaryota, Fungi, Ascomycota, Eurotiomycetes, Eurotiales, Aspergillaceae. The coding region runs from base 1 to 1308 and encodes 435 amino acids. Gene Ontology annotation, molecular function: lipid binding. Gene Ontology annotation, cellular component: ERMES complex. Gene Ontology annotation, biological process: mitochondrion organization; phospholipid transport. The record is from RefSeq and is a predicted model, not a curated record.